Messenger RNA from Cicer arietinum (chickpea), 1013 nucleotides. RefSeq lists its product as uncharacterized. Gene Ontology annotation, cellular component: cytoplasm; nucleus. Gene Ontology annotation, molecular function: nucleic acid binding; 3'-5' exonuclease activity. Gene Ontology annotation, biological process: nucleobase-containing compound metabolic process. NCBI's taxonomy places the organism in Eukaryota, Viridiplantae, Streptophyta, Magnoliopsida, Fabales, Fabaceae. The record is from RefSeq and is a predicted model, not a curated record.
AACUAUGAAACUUCCCGCAGAAGCUAGCAAGUGAAGCCUGUAUGAUCGAAAUAUGCAGGUAUUUGCACCGUAUCGGUAUCCAUUCGCAAACAAUAAUAACAUAACCACCUAAAACUCAAAAAGUCACACUCACACAAACACACCGCUAGCUACACAAAUCGACGCAGCAGUGAAUUUUCUCUCCAUUCAUUCAUUCAUUCACACUCUUCCAACUCUUCUCUCACACCAAAUCCAACAACAAAAAAUGGGCACCGUAAUCGCCAUUGACGACUCUUACAACCAGAGUGUUUAUACCAUCAAGUUAGACGGAACAAAAAUAACCGUCACCGUUACCUCCGUCGCUUCCGUUGUCAGAAAAUGGCUCAACUCCACUCUCUUCUUACGCCGCAAACACGUCCAAAUGAAUCAACUCGUCGUCGGCCUCGGCGUCCAGUGGACACCCGGCGGCUACAAUGCUCCCGCCAACACAUUGCAAUUAUGCAUCGGUCGACGCUGUCUCAUCUUUCAACUCUCUCAAGCCGAAUUCGUGCCGCAACGUCUCCGAACUUUUCUUCAAGAUCCUGAUCACAGGUUUGUAGGAUUCUGGAACCAUUCGGAUCGUCGAAAACUUAUGUCGUCGGAGCACGGUUUGGAGAUGCGUAAUUAUCCGUUAGAUCUAAGGAUGUAUGGUGAACGUUUGUGCGGUGAAAAUCUCGCACGUGCUUCGGUGAAAAAAAUAGUGAAGAAAUGCCUCGGGUACGAAGUGGAGCAGAGUAGAGAAAUUAGUAUGAGUGAUUGGAGUCAAAAGGAUUUGAAUAAAGAUCAAGUGGUUUAUGCAUGUGUCGAUGCUUACUGUGCUUUUCUUAUGGGGAAGAAUUUGAGAGCUUGGAAAAUGUAAAAUCAAAUCGUUUUAGAAUGUUGUUUCGCUUAUUAGUCUCAUGAAAAUGCAUGUUGAAGGUAAUUGCAGUGUUUUUUGCUUACUUCUUUUAGAAGUUUACUCGUUUUCUCUUCAAUAGUGAAUCGGUGAUUUCAGA